Notothenia coriiceps (black rockcod) is the source of this 1443-nucleotide messenger RNA. It is a transcript of the gene gata4, whose product is annotated as GATA binding protein 4. Lineage: Eukaryota; Metazoa; Chordata; Actinopteri; Perciformes; Nototheniidae. Bases 1 to 1167 code for a protein of 388 amino acids. Gene Ontology annotation, molecular function: DNA-binding transcription factor activity, RNA polymerase II-specific; zinc ion binding; RNA polymerase II cis-regulatory region sequence-specific DNA binding. Gene Ontology annotation, cellular component: nucleus. Gene Ontology annotation, biological process: cell fate commitment; negative regulation of transcription by RNA polymerase II; positive regulation of transcription by RNA polymerase II. The transcript is spliced from 6 exons. The record is from RefSeq and is a predicted model, not a curated record.
AUGUAUCAGGGCAUAAUGACCACCAACCACGGACCCCCUUCUUAUGAAGCCGGAUUUCUACACAACGCCUCGGCAGGCACCUCUCCGGUUUAUGUGCCCACCACCCGGGUCGUCACCCCCAUGAUCCCGGCGCUUCCUUACCUGCAGACGCCCGGUGCGUCGCAGCAGAGCAGCCCCGUGUCGAGCCACUCGGCCUGGGCACAACCGUGCGCAGACUCGGUGUCCUCAUACAACCACUCCCCGGUGUCUCACUCUCCGCGCUUCGCCUUCUCCACCAGCCCGCCUAUGUCCUCCGGGGUGGCCACGGCCCGGGACACAGCUGUCUCUUAUAGCAGCCCCCUAAACAUCUCUGCCAACGGGAGGGAGCACUAUGGCGCCCGGGGCCUCAGCGGGUCGUAUCACAGCCCGUACCCGGCUUACAUGAGCCCGAACGUGGGUGGAACGUGGCCGGCGUCCCCCUUUGAUAGCUCGGUCCUCCACGGUCUCCAAACCGGUGCUCCUCAUUGCACAACACGGCACCCAAACAUAGACCUGUUUGAUGACUUUGCUGAGGGGCGAGAGUGUGUGAACUGCGGGGCGAUGUCGACCCCCCUCUGGAGGCGGGAUGGCACCGGCCACUACCUGUGCAAUGCAUGCGGACUGUACCAUAAGAUGAACGGCAUCAACAGACCUCUCAUCAAACCUCAAAGACGGCUGUCUGCCUCGAGGAGGGUGGGCCUGUCCUGCACCAACUGUCACACCACCACCACCACACUGUGGCGACGAAACGCAGAGGGAGAGCCGGUCUGCAACGCCUGUGGCCUCUACAUGAAACUCCAUGGGGUAGCAAGACCCCUGGCUAUGAAGAAAGAGGGGAUCCAGACCCGCAAACGCAAACCUAAGAGCCUCAACAAGCCCCAAACUGGGACCCCAGGCAGCGAGGGGUCUCCCAUCACAACCAGCAGCACUCCCCGGGCCUCCAGCACCACUGAGGAGCCUCGGCAGAUAAAGACGGAGCCGGAAACCCACAGCUUGUACUCACACCACGGCUCACACGCACAGAUUUCAGCCCUGCCAGCCUACAUGACAGCUCAAAGUGGGGCCACUCCUCUCAAGAUGUCCCCUGGGGGCCACGGUGGGUCUUCUGUCUCCAAAGCUGAGCCCUGGAACAACCUAAUCCUGGCUUAGAAGAACCACAACCUGGCACGCAUCUCAAACCAAUCUAUCUAGCGAUUAAACUCUUCUGAGGGAUCAGAGCGCUCUGUAUGCAGAUGUUUGUGCAGCAGACACACCGCACAAGUCACUGGGACAAACAUGUGGGCGCCAAAAAAGAAAUGGAGAUCUUAAACAGAACUGCUCAGAUACUGUAUGUUUACUCACAGCAAUCGAGGGACUUUUUGGAGUUUGUUAAAGAGCAGCGCCGCGAUCAGACACACAAAACUCUUGAACUCUAAGAACUGUAAC